Molecule: messenger RNA, 684 nt
Organism: Fusarium redolens
Lineage: Eukaryota; Fungi; Ascomycota; Sordariomycetes; Hypocreales; Nectriaceae
Product: RWD domain-containing protein
Exons: 2
Coding region: 1-684 (227 amino acids)
Biological process (GO): cytoplasmic translation
Molecular function (GO): protein binding
Source: RefSeq, a predicted model, not a curated record
AUGGGACGAGAAGAUCAGAUCGAAGAGCGUGAAGUGCUCGAAUCUAUUUUUCCUGAUGAAAUCACAGAUAUCUCUGAAACCGAGUUUAGAGUAUCAGUCGCAUUAGACAUUCCAGGUGAAGAAGAUCAAGAUCCUCCUACCAUGCUUCUCCAAGUGAGAUAUCCAGAAGAAUAUCCCGAAAAGCCACCUCAUCUCGACAUUCUCGCACCUCCAAAUGCCACACCUCACGAACACUUCAAUGUUGCAGAAGAUCGCGACCAGCUCCUUGCCAGUCUAGACGACACCAUUCAAGAAAACAUCGGAAUGGCAAUGGUCUUUGCAAUCGUAUCAACACUGAAGGACAAUGCCGAGCAGCUUGUCCAAGACCGCAAGGACGUCAUCACAAAGGCACAUGAGGAAGCUGCCCUGGCUGCUGAGGCAGAAGAGAACAAAAAAUUCCACGGCACAGCUGUUACGCCCGAGACAUUUUUGAAGUGGCGUGAAGGUUUCUUGAAGGAGAUGGAGGAGAAGAGGCAGCAGGAGGAAGACGAGCGUCUUGCUGAGCUGAAAAAGGCGAAGACCAAGGAGCCCGCUCGCAUGACGGGUAGACAGCUCUGGGAGAGGGGUCUUGCUGGUAAGGGUGAGGAGGAAGAGGAUGACAUGCCUGUUGAAGGUGUCGAGAAACUCAAAGUUGAGGCCGCAUAA